This is a messenger RNA of Zea mays, 945 nucleotides long. RefSeq lists its product as uncharacterized. The record is from RefSeq and is marked provisional. The transcript has a single exon. Bases 56 to 667 code for a protein of 203 amino acids. Lineage: Eukaryota; Viridiplantae; Streptophyta; Magnoliopsida; Poales; Poaceae.
GCCACACACAGUACGUACAAGCCUCAUCAGCUCGCUAGCAUAGCAGCAACCAGCAAUGGACUCCACCAAGUUAUCCGCGCUGCUGGCGCUCGCCAUGCUCGCGCUCUCCUCGUCGCCGCUCGCUCUCGCGUGGGAGAAGGCGGAGCCGGAAUGCCACUCGUGCGAGUCCGGCUCGCCGCCCUCGACCGGCGUCCCCCUGCCCCCAAUCAGCAUACCGUCAGUCCCACUGCCCCCUGUCAGUAUACCGUCGGUCCCCAUCCCACCGGUCACCCAGCUGCCCCCAGUCGUCGGACUGCCGCCGGUGACCCUUCCUCCCAUUCCGAUCAUCGGAGGAAGCCCGCCGAAGAAGGGCCACCGGAAGGCGUGCCCGCCGCCUCCGUCUCCCCCGACGCCCACGCCCACGCCCACGCCGUCCUCGGACAAGUGCCCCAUCGACGCGCUGAAGCUCGGCGCGUGCGUGGACAUUCUCGGGAACGAGGUGCACAUCGGCGACGCCAACGUCAAGUGCUGCCCGCUCGUGAAGGGCAUCGCCGGGCUCUCCGCGGCGGCGUGCCUGUGCACCGCCAUCAAGGCCAAGGUGCUGGACAUUUCCGUCUACGUGCCCAUCGCGCUGGAGGUGCUCGUCAACUGCGGCUGCGAGGUCCCGCCAGGCUACAAAUGCACUUAAACGACUCCAUUCCAUUUCAUCCCAUCUCACCAUGCGUGCACAGCGAGGUCUCCUUUUGCCCUCCCGAAUGCAAAGUUUGAAAGGCUCGUCGACGGAUUUGGGUCUCCUUUUGCCCACCCGAAUGCAAAGUUUCGAAGGCUCGUCGACGGAUUGGGCUCUUCGGCUACUGCAUUCUUCCUUAUUUCAUUCUUCCUUAGUGUCUUCUCAAAUGUCACUUUGUACUUUGUGUGAACCUGUAUCAAACUUUUUUUAGUUGGAUUCGAUUAUUGUUUGAAGUG